AGUUCAAUUCACCCUGUGUAUAAAUAAGUAUGCCUGCAUUCUUGUGUGUCCUGCGCGUUUGAGCGCGUGCCCUCUUCGCAUGUACAGACGUACAAACGUACAGUUGGCGUCCCCUCUGAGCAGGGGUGCGUUGGAGGUGUGCAGCCUGCAACAUCAUCCCCCCGUGCUUGAAAGAUGAGGCAGCGAGAGAGAAAGUGAGAUCACUGGUUGCUCUCCAUGUGAGCUGCAGCGUGAGAGUGCAUGUCGCUUUAAAAACAACCGACCGGUCGGGGAGAUCGAGAGACCGGCUGCAUUUCCUUAGUGGGAAUGUUUGUGUUUGUGGCGCUCAGGCCAGCGGACAGAGGGUGCCUUGCCUCAGUGAGAAAAGAAGGAGAGAGGAGGAAGAUGAGAGACAGAGUCUGCAGGGACCGCUGGCUGUGUGGGACCGGGACAGAAGGACUCGCAGGGUUUGACCUUGAGGAGGCAUCAGACCGGUGAAUCCCAGGGGGACAGAGGUGGGAGAGAAGACAAUCACAGGGUUACCCUGCCUCUCUGUCUGGCUUCGCUCCAGAGAUGACCCACUUAUUAUCUGCCGGAGCUAAGUGGUAUCAAGGGGACAAUCAAGGCUAAUCAUCUGGGCCUCUGAGGAUUUCACCUGCAAUGACUCACCUGUAAUUUUUUUUUUUUUUUUUGUUAAUUUGAUUCCUGUGGAUGUCCCGCUGAUAUUAAUUCAAACUGCUGAACAUAACUCCAGCUGUCAGCUUGUCAUACAUUGCUAGUAGUUUGUGAUGGAGGCUUUGCUGUUGGGUUUAGACGAGGCGGUAUGCAUUCGACAAGGUCUGCUGUGGACUCUGACGUCCACGGCCAUCCGGCGGCUUCGGGUGCAUUCCAGGAACCUUCCUGGGCCUCUGCAUCUAUUACACGCACACAGGUGCGUCUCAAGGCCACUUUACCAGAUGACGGAGGGGAGGCGGUGUCAGGUCCAUCUCCUGGACGACAGGAAGCUGGAGCUCCUUGUGCAGCCCAAGCUGAUGGCUAAGGACCUGCUGGACCUCGUGGCCUCUCACUUCAACCUCAAGGAGAAGGAGUACUUUGGAAUUGCCUACACAGAUGAAACGGGCCAUUUCAGUUGGCUGCAGCUGGACCGCCGGGUAUUAGAACAUGAGUUCCCCAAGAAGUCCGGACCCAUCGUCCUCUACUUUUGUGUCAGGUUCUACAUAGAGAGUAUAUCCUACCUGAAGGACAAUGCCACCAUUGAGCUGUUCUUUCUUAAUGCCAAGUCCAUCAUCUACAAGGAGCUUAUUGAAGUAGACAGCGAGAUUGUCUUCGAAUUGGCGUCCUACAUUCUACAAGAGGCUAAAGGUGAUUUCACUAGUAACGAUGCAACGAGGUCUGACCUGAAAAAGCUGCCUGCCCUGCCCACCCAGGCCCUAAAGGAGCAUCCAUCUCUGGCCUACUGUGAAGACCGGGUCAUAGAACAUUACAAGAAGCUCAGUGGGCAGUCUAGGGGGCAGGCUAUUGUAAAUUAUAUGAGCAUUGUAGAGUCUCUGCCCACAUAUGGAGUACAUUACUACGCUGUAAAGGACAAGCAGGGGAUCCCAUGGUGGCUGGGUCUGAGCUAUAAAGGCAUCUUUCAGUAUGAUCACCAGGACAAAAUUAAGCCCAGGAAGGUGUUUCAAUGGCGUCAGCUGGAGAACCUCUACUUCAGAGAGAAGAAGUUUUCAGUGGAAGUUCAUGACCCCAGGAGUAGGGCGUCGGUAACGAGAAGGACGUUUGGUCACAGUGGCAUUGCUGUGCAUACCUGGUACGCCUGUCCUGCCCUCAUCAAGUCCAUCUGGGCCAUGGCCAUCAGCCAACACCAGUUCUAUCUGGACCGCAAGCAGAGCAAGUCGAAGAUCCAUGCUGCGAGGAGUUUGAGUGAGAUUGCUAUCGACCUCACGGAAACAGGAACUUUGAAGACCUCCAAACUCGCCAACAUGGGCAGCAAGGGCAAGAUUAUCAGUGGCAGCAGUGGCAGUCUGCUCUCCUCAGGCUCACAGGAAUCAGACAGCUCCCAGACCGCUAAGAAGGACAUGCUGGCAGCGCUGAGGGCCAGACAGGAAGCUCUGGAGGAAACACUAAGACAGAGACUAGAGGAACUCAAGAGCAUCUGCAUAAGAGAGGCGGAGCUGACUGGAAAACUUCCAAAGGAAUAUCCUCUGGAUCCAGGAGAGGAGCCACCCACGGUGAGACGGAAGAUCGGUACCGCCUUCAAAUUGGAUGAGCAGAAAAUCCUCCCGAAGGGAGAGGAAGAGGAACUGGAGCGCUUGGAGCGGGAGUUUGCCAUUCAGUCCCAGAUUACUGAGGCGGCCAGGCGUCUUGCCAGCGACCCUCACGUGAGCAGUAAGAAGCUAAAGAAACAGAGGAAGACUUCUUAUCUGAACGCACUGAAGAAGCUCCAGGAGAUUGAGAACUCCAUCAAUGAGUACCGGGUCCGCUCUGGCAAGAAGCCUACGCAGAGGGCGUCGCUCAUCAUAGAAGAAGCCAAUAUUUGUUCUGAAGACAGCUCGUUGUCUGAUGCACUGGUCUUGGAUGAUGAUGAUCCUCAAGUCACAGGUACCCCCACCUUCUCUCCAGUAGCAUCGCCUCAUAAGGGCCUCCCUCCACGACCGCCAUCUCACAGUCGGCCCCCGCCGCCGCAGUCCCUGGACGGCCUGCGACACCUGCACUACUCACGCUCUGACUAUGAUAAAUCCCCCAUCAAACCCAAGAUGUGGAGCGAAUCGUCACUGGAUGAGCCCUAUGAAAAAGUCAAGAAACGCUCCUCUCACUCCAGUCACAGGCGUUUCCCCAGUUCCGGCAGUGCGGAAGCAGGGGGUAGCAACUCUCUGCAGAGCAGCCCCAUCAGGAGCCUCCCCCACUGGAAUUCUCAGUCCAGCAUGCCGUCGACCCCGGACCUGAGGACCAGGACCCCACACUACGUACAUUCUACCAGGUCAGUGGACAUCAGUCCCACACGUCUGCACAGUCUCUCACAGCACUUUAGGAACCGCAGCUCCAGCCUUGAGUCCCAGGGCAAACUGCUGGCGCCCGAUCCUGACGCACACCCACACACGCUGGGCAGCCCUGACUUCUUCCUAGGCCCAGGACGCAGCUCCAAUGGCUCAGACCCACUGGACGACUGUUCCUCCUGCACCAGCCAAAGUAGCUCAGAGCAUUACUACCCUGGCGGACCUCCUGGCAGCAACCCAAACUACUCUACUCUGGGAGAAGACUCGCCCUCCAAAGCCAGGCAAAGGCAGAGGCAAAGGCACAGGUCGGCAGGUCACCUGGGUUCCUCUAAUUCUGGGUCUAUGCCAAACCUAGCAGCGAAGAAUGGCUCUGGUGGAGGCUCAGGUGGAGGCGGGAUGGGAGGGGGACACCACGGAGUCUACCUCCACAGCCAGAGCCAGCCCUCCUCCCAGUACCGCAUCAAGGAGUACCCUCUAUAUGUGGAAGGCAGCCCCAACCCUGUGGUCGUCCGCAGCCUUGAGAGCGAUCAGGAGGGGCACUACAGCGUGAAGGCUCAGUUCAAGACCUCCAGCUCUUACACAGCCGGGGGACUGUACAGGGAGGCCUGGGGGGGUGAGGAGGGAGGGGAGGGGAGCGGCCGACUCACGCCGUCACGCUCUCAGAUCGUACGGACUCCAUCAUUGGGACGAGAGGGUGGCGGAAGUGGGGGGAGGGCAGCAGUGUCUGAGGAGCUGCGAUGCUGGUACCAGAGGUCUUCGGGGAGUCUGAAGGAGAGGAGUCACUCACAUUCAGGAUCCACAUCCUCCGAGACCGGGUCACAGCAGGGCACUCUGGGACAUGGUCGAGGGAGCAGAGUAGGAACACUCGCCAAGGGCUCACCAGCUGCAUCCCCUCACAGCCAGAGAAGUAUGACGCCCUCCAGUGAACAUGCAGCCACACCUACGCCCCCUUGUAGCCCACAGCACAUCCUCAACUGGCAAAGCGGAGGCACAGCAGACAGCUCUCCUACUGAGGACGUCUGUCAGUCUCCCCCUCAGCCCAGCUCUGAUGCAUAGAGGUCUUUCAGUGACAGCUGUUUUCUCAGCAGCCCCUUGUGUUCAGAGCUGGCUGAUGUGCAGUGGUACGGACAAGACAAGGCCAAACCUGGAACACUGGUCUGAGACCUUCCUAUUGGGCCUGGAAAAGUCCCAUUGCCCUGUCCUACUGCCUCUACACUGUCCCUCACUACUACCCAUCAACAACCAACAACCUCAUCCUUAAAGCCCCUACGAAAACCCUGCCCUGACUGGACUGGACAUGAGCCCCCCCCUCCUCCCCCGUCCCCAAAAUCUCACAACCUCUUUAUUCUGCCCUGUCUUAUCACAGCUCAGCUGGACAGGGACACACUUGCUGGGCUCUGAUAAGGGCUGGUUUCACAGGACAGACUGAGAAUUGCCACCUCAGCUGUUGAACUGUUUGCCCUACAGCACCACAGACCCCUUUCUUUACUAACCUUCUACAACACACAAGCAACGGGCAAGGGGAAACGAGCGAUGGGGAAAAAGAGAGAGCACAGAAGAAUAUCAACUCAACAAAACGGACAUCGGCCAUUCCAGGUUUCAUAUCUCACCUUUGGUUUCCCGACCUUUAAGUCAGUGCACUGCCACCCGAUCAGAAGAUACCUGCUGGAUUUGAGCCACCAGUUUAAAACACAUCUCUAGGCCCAAAUGAACUUUGUUGCAUUUCACUCUACCCAUUAAUGUUCAUCUUUUCUCCUUAUUUCCCCCUGCACAUUAUGAAAUAGAGAAGUUAAACAUUCUAAAUUCACAAAGAGUAUGUGGGUUAACUUCAGUUUAACCCACAACCAAAGACAACUGCUGGACUGACCGAGUCCCUGAGCAGAUCCCUCUGCAGAAAAAUGACUGUCGACUCAACUGUAUUUGAACAAAUUCACAGUGAUGGCAUUAGGAUGGUUUCUUGGACACUAUCUGGAAUAGGACUAUAGCAAUAACAAACAUCAUAUAAGUCUAUGAACUGGUUUGAAUUGUCGGUGAACUGAAGCAGGCUUUUUUUCCCCCCAUGUGAUCUCUGGAGUAAAGGAUCAUUAGUGCAUCAUAAGGAGAUUUUGAAGUUGUGGUUUUUGGAUUUGGCAUAAAUCUAUGCUUUCUUCCGUGACUUCAUCUUUCAUAUUAUUUAAUGUCUUUGGAUAUUUCUGCGUCAUCUCUGCGUUUAUUUGGUGGAUUGUCAUCAGUGCUCGGGCGAAGGAUUAUUUGGGGGGGGGUCAAGUUACUGCAAUAUUUUAUUUUGGGUGCAGCGUUACCUUGAAGAUUUUCUGUUUCCAGCUUUUCACAUUUUAACCCCUGAAAGUAAAAGAUUUUUUAGCUUUGGGCGUCUGUCAGCGGAGCAUGUCAGUGACAAACUUCUGCAAUGGUUUUUAUUUCCAGCCUCUCUUCCCCUCCUUCUCCUCGGCUCGAUACUGGUUCUCACCGUGCUCUGUGUCUGUCUGUUCCUGAAUAGCGCUGUGUUUUUACAUCUUCAUCUUUUAAUCGUGACAGGAGCAAUCCUUUCGAAUUAUCAGCUCAAGACGUGUCGGUGCUUUAUACUUGUACUGUAAUUUUAGUACUGAAACAGUUUGAAGAUCAUCUGUAUGCUUUCAACUUCCCACCGCCACUAUAUGAAAUAUGAAAUAAGACUCUCAGCAAAUGUAUCCUUAAUUUGGCAUCAGGUGGAAUUGGAUUCAUUAAAGCAUAGUGUGGUCAGAAAGCACAACAUUAACAGUGUCAUUGAGGGCUGGACCAGCAGUGUAACCAGAAAGUGUUAAACAAGAGAAUCUCUUUCUUAGUAUAUAGUGUGGAUUUCAGGUUGAGGAUGCUAAACUGUCAGGGCAAAAGAGAAGAUAAAGCCAGAGAUGAGAGAAAUAAACUGUUUCUCACACAUCCCAAUCAACAAUCAGAUUUUCAGAACAGGGUUAGAAAAGCACACCAGGUUUUGUAAGAAGGAAGUAAAGUUAGACGUUCCUUGAACGCUCAUCUCUGUUAAUUUUACCCAAAUUAUGACAAACUGUAAAUCUCAGUGUCACCAUGCAGAGUGGACGACAGGUGAACUGUGCCGUGGUACGUCUUUUCUCCCGUCCUUCACAGCGUUGUGUUUCCUUUAAUACGCAGAAGUGACGUCAGUUUUUGUAAUUUCCCACUUUCUACACUAUUUUAGUUAGAAGGUUGAGGCCGCUCCCUGCAUGGCUGGUUCUCCGAGAGCUGUUCUCCCAUGUUAGGUCGAAUUUAAUAAAUCAGGACUGGAACCAUCGCACACGAUCCAAUGCAUGCCCCGCAGAUCCACUAAGACAUGAAAAUAUGAAACUCCUAACACUCCAUGCUAGCAUUAGCAUGUUUUUUCUACAUCGUUUUGUCCAGCACCCAAAAAGUACCAUUUGGACCUUGUGGUAACCUCUGAGCCCUUUGUAAAGACGUGUGACAUCCCUCUCCUCCGUAAUUCCAAGCGCAACAUAUUUUCUGUGCUCCAUGAGGUUUUUGUAAUAAUCCCAAGAGAAGCAAACUAACUAUUUUAUCAGUCUUUACCUGUAUGUACGGAGGGGCACUGUUAGGUUUUGUGGGGUUUUUAACAUUCACAUUCAUUGUUUUAACAAUGUUCCAUUUUAUAUGAACCAGUAUUGUUUCCUUAUAAGUUCUGACAUUGUAACAACCCUUUCAGGUGCUACAAAAUGACCAGUUACUGCUUUGUCACGUAGGAUCUAGACACCUCUUCAUUGUUAUCAAUAGAUUCAAUACCAGAUGUGCAAAAUGAAGCUUAUUUUAACAGACAGUUUAAUAGUAGAACACUUCCUCUACCAGACAAUAGAGCAUGUAACUCGACUUUAUCAGUUCUGUUGUAACAAUACAUUAAAGGUGAUGUAGAAAAAAAAAUGUGGAAUCGAUUUAAAAAAAAAAACAAACCUGAAUUCCACAGUUAAUUUAUUCUUUUUUUUUCUAUUAAGAAUUUGUAUAGUAACUUUACAUUUUUCAAAACUGUGUUGUUGGAAAUUGAUGAUGAAUUUUCAAGAUGAGGUGAUUCUUGAGAGUAAGAAAAUAAAUUAUUGAUGAAUGUUCUCAA
This is a messenger RNA of Mugil cephalus (flathead mullet), 7056 nucleotides long. It is a transcript of the gene frmd4a, whose product is annotated as FERM domain containing 4A. The transcript has 25 exons. The record is from RefSeq and is a predicted model, not a curated record. The coding region runs from base 768 to 4025 and encodes 1085 amino acids. Gene Ontology annotation, cellular component: bicellular tight junction; cytoskeleton; adherens junction. Gene Ontology annotation, biological process: establishment of epithelial cell polarity. NCBI's taxonomy places the organism in Eukaryota, Metazoa, Chordata, Actinopteri, Mugiliformes, Mugilidae.